Molecule: messenger RNA, 2547 nt
Organism: Branchiostoma floridae (Florida lancelet)
Lineage: Eukaryota; Metazoa; Chordata; Leptocardii; Amphioxiformes; Branchiostomatidae
Exons: 1
Coding region: 16-1047 (343 amino acids)
Biological process (GO): positive regulation of cytoplasmic translation
Cellular component (GO): cytoplasm
Molecular function (GO): zinc ion binding; single-stranded RNA binding; mRNA binding
Source: RefSeq, a predicted model, not a curated record
AUUCAUUGUGUAGAUAUGGCAGCCGCAGGCGCAGCGCCGUACUUCGCGCCGUUUGACCGGCGCGUUGCGAAAUUCAACGGCCCACCCUCUUCGCCGUCUGAUCUCACGGUUAGAGAGUUUAUUCGAGAGAUGAGAUCGGUUUUCAGGCUAUGUAAUGUACAGGACGAUGCUCAGAUCCGUAGUGACAUUGUCAUGCGUCAGUUAGGGGGGAUUGCAAAGAGGGAGAUCCAGCAACUCCCUCUGGAGGAUAGGAACGAUGUGGAGCGAUUGUUCACAGCUCUGAUGAAUAGCUAUGAUGACAGGACAAGUCACAGCGACUAUUUAGGGCAGUUUUACGGCCGGGACCAGAGAAGGGGGGAAAGCAUCAGGGACUUCACCAUAGCACUGCAAGAGUUGUUAAACAAAGCGGAGGAAAGGGCUCCGGUCGUGGCCGGACCCGCAGUUCAGGGCGCAGCCGCCGCGGCGGCCGAGGUUAGAGAUAGAACCUUAAGAGACAGACUGGUCGACGGUCUUAGGGAUGACUCAGUGAGGCGCCAGUUGAAGAGAGAAAUACAGAACAAUCAUGCCAUGACGCAUCAGCAGGCCAAGGAAGCUGCUAUGCAACUAACGGGGGAGUGGGAGGCCAGGAGACAAGGGUCCGCCCAAGUUCAGGCCACGGCCUGGGAGGAGGGGCCGAGCCCUCAAACCGGUAGUAAUAGCUAUAACACUAGUCGGGUCGAACAGUUGUUGGAACGGACCCUGGAAAUGCUCACCAUCAAUCUUCAAAUGAAUCAGUCACGCGACCAGCCCCGCAGACAGAGUCAAAAUAAUAGUUGUUAUAACUGCGGGAAGGAGGGGCAUUAUGCGAGAGAUUGUCAGGCCAACAGCGUCUGUUAUAACUGUGGGGAAGAGGGUCACAUGGCUCGUGGAUGUCUGAGAAGGCCCAAGGCCAGGGGGGAUAACCGCCGCAAGUCUGACGAGUGUUAUAGGUGUGGUGAGCCGGGCCACGUAGCAAGAGAUUGCCGUGGAGAAUCACAGACCCCCCGUUCUAGCAUGCCCCCAAACUAGAGCGGUCUGCCCCCGACAGCGGCCCGGGGGUGGAUAGAGUAGAUAAAGCGCUGCCAAGUGAGGAUAAGGUAGAUAGUGGCGGGGUAGGGACCGUUGUCAAGGAUGAAGUAGAAGGAGUAGGAAACACAAAUAGAGCGCAAAAGGUACACAUAGUAGAAUCCGGUGAUAGAGUAGAAAGCCUUAGAGAUAGGACAAUAGGAUCUUCGGAUCAUGUCGUAAUUAAGUUUGAUGGAGUAGACAUCCCUUGUCUGUUAGAUACAGGAUCGCAGGUAACUACCAUACCGGAAUCCAUGUAUCGUCAAUAUUUUGGGGAGGAGGGUCCCACCCCCAAGAAUGCGGAUUCUUGGAUUAAGCUAACCGCCGCCAAUGGGGAGGAUAUCCCAUUGGUGGGAUACAUAGAGAUGGAUGUGACAGUUUUUGCCAAGACUCUGCCCGCCAGGGGCAUCAUUAUUACGAAGGAUCAAGGGAAAGCCGUCCCUGCCAUUGUGGGCAUGAAUGUAAUUGGGCCCUGUAGAAAUGAACUGUUUACGGAAUUCGGGAGGGGGUAUUCUUCAAACAUAGCAGCAGAGGGGGGGAAACAAUGGCAACGAGCUUUUAAAACACACGAGCAUCAUCUGAGAUCAGAUACACCCUCAGGAAGGGUUGGCUAUGUCCGGGCACCUUGUAGAAAUAAGAUAAGGAUACCAGCCAGGGAGGAAAUGAUUGUAUAUUGCAAUGUCAGGGGUACCAAAUUCCCUUACUCGGCGCUUGUAGAGCCCACAACAGGCACUAAUCUAAACUCUGCUUUGAUAGUGGCACGAUCUUAUGUAACUGUGAGACAAGGAAAGGUCCCGGUAAGAAUUGCAAAUCUGUCCAAACAGGACGUAGAGAUCUCCUAUAACACUAUAGUGGCCGAGCUAUGUCUUGUUGACUUCGUGCCCCCAUUGGAAGAUGAAAUACUGUUUGAAAGAGAGAGUGUCGACACUGUUAAAGUCUGUUUCCAGCGUGGGUCUGUCAAUGUGAUUGAGACAGAUGAACCAACGGGUCCAAAGAGUUGGUUUCCCGAAGAGCUUGACUUGUCGCAAGCGGAUAUCUCUGACGACGAGAAACAGAGGUUAGGGGCAAUGUUAGCCAAACACAAGAAUGCCUUCUCCACAGGACCCUUUGAUGUGGGCCGCACGACAGUGCUAGAGCAUAAUAUCCCCACAGGCGACGCGGCUCCUAUCCGGGAACCGUACAGGAGAAUACCCCCUACCCUGUACCAAGAUGUUAGAGAUCAGAUCCAGAAGCUGCAGGACAAUAAUAUAAUAAGGGAGAGCACAUCCCCGUGGGGGGCAGGGCUGGUUCUAGUUAAGAAGAAGGAUGGGUCAAUCAGGUUAUGUGUUGAUUACCGCAAAUUAAACGCAGUGACCCACAAGCAGACCUUCCCAUUACCACGUGUGGAGGAGUCCCUCGAAGCCCUAGGAAAUGCAAAGAUGUUCAGUUCCUUAGAUCUGGCUUCAGGAUUCUGGCAAAUACCCU